UAUUGAGGUCAAUUCUAUCUUGUCAAGUACCUUAAACCUUAGGAGCUGCUGACCCGCGGGCUCUGGAUCUUCAUAAUUUUCCUGUGAAUGUUAGAAGCAUGAUAUGUUUUAAUAUGUUUUAAUAAGAAGUGGAUACGCUAACAUCAACAAAAAGUACAGAGAAUGGAUAUCGUAAAUCUUGGCACUUUAAAGAAUCGUUUAAUCGUGAUCGGGGGCAGCCUAUUGAUGAUCGUAGUCUUCAAGACUUACGUUGAACUGCGGAAUCACCUGCCUCUUAGCUACUCCGAGCGCAAACCUGUAGAGAACGUGAACAGACUGGUAUACCGAAAUGGCGAAGCCCUUCCCCGGUCAAAGACAUCAAUAAGUAGGUACUACGACCAUAUCCCAGAGCAAGACGAUCUCCGACUAAGCCCAGAGAUCAUAAAGACUGCCGCUGUCAACAGGGAGUUCAAGAUUGACAGUGACGUGGAUGCAUCAUGGAUGAGGAAAGUGUUAGCCGAUGACAGCGUUGGAUCAGCGUUCGGUCCUAACAGGUUGUUGAAGAAGUUCCAGGACGCAGCAGCAGCAGCAGCCAACGUCUCACAAACAGAAUGUGUGAUCAGGGUCUUCCAAAUGUGCAGGGAACUUGAUGAACAUGUUAUACAAGUUUUGACUUUAAAUUGGAAGCGUAUGAAGUGUAAGUUCUCCAACUGUUGGAUUGAAAGCAAGGUUGGAAACGACUUUCAGGACUUCUUAGAAAGUGACGUGGUGGUCUUUCACAUCGAUAACCGUGAUUGGGCACCUUAUGUCCAAAACCGGCCUUCUGGUCAGUUGUGGGUGUUCCAUUCCAAGGAAGCCUCUAUCCAUGGCCCACCUGCCAGUCCACCUAGAGAGUACGGUAAUCCUUUUAACCUCUCGCUAACUUACCUCCUCGAGUCAGAUAUUGCUCCAGGUUAUCACUUCGUGGACCCUGAACUCGCAGAACCGGAUCCGAAGAUUCUCCAAAAGGACAAACUGAUGAUAUGGGUCGCAACUAAUUGCAACAGUACCAGUUGGGCAAGGACAAGGUUUGUUGAAGAACUCCAGAACUACCUGAGCAUCGAUACCUACGGCAGGUGCGGACAGCUAGAAUGUCCUCGCUCGGAGGACGCAUGCUGGGAUAUGCGUGCAGAGUAUAAAUUCACCCUGGCGUUGGAGAACACCCAAUGCCCUGAGUACAUUACCGAAAAGAUCUGGAACAACGCUCUCGCGGUUGGAAGCGUCCCGAUUGUCUUCGGCGCGCCGAAAGCCGACUACGAACGUCUGAUUCCACCGCACUCAUUCAUACAUCUCGACGAUUUCAAGACGGUUCGAGAGUUCGUGGAAUACAUCAAUCUCCUGGAUCGCGACCAGCAGAAAUAUCUCGAGUACUUUUCCUGGAGAAGGUUAGGUGGAAUAGAGAAGGGGGAUAGUCUGUUGACCAGUCGCGCAAAGACAAACAGCCACAGCAUAUGCAUUAUCAUCAAAGGACUGGUCAUGAAAUCGUUGUUUCCAGAAAGAUAUCCCUGGCAGAGUAGCCACCCUGUGUUCCACGACUGGUGGUAUGAGAAAUGCAAUCUCGAAAGCCAGAGAACACGAGUAAUGGACAUCGAUGUCACUAUGUAGGCCUAUAAUGAUAA
Molecule: messenger RNA, 1637 nt
Organism: Lytechinus variegatus (green sea urchin)
Lineage: Eukaryota; Metazoa; Echinodermata; Echinoidea; Temnopleuroida; Toxopneustidae
Product: alpha-(1,3)-fucosyltransferase C-like
Exons: 2
Coding region: 163-1623 (486 amino acids)
Cellular component (GO): membrane
Molecular function (GO): alpha-(1->3)-fucosyltransferase activity
Source: RefSeq, a predicted model, not a curated record